AUGUUAUUGGUACAUCAUCUUGGUGGUACACCAUCCUGUAGGUACACCAUGUUAUUGGUAAAUCAUCUUAGUGGUACACCAUCCUGUAGGUACACCAUGUUAUUGGUACAUCAUCUUGGUGGUACACCAUCCUGUAGGUACACCAUGUUAUUGGUACAUCAUCUUAGUGGUACACCAUCCUGUAGGUACACCAUGUUAUUGGUACAUUGUUUAAUGGUACAUCAUAUUGUAUGA
Lottia gigantea (owl limpet) is the source of this 234-nucleotide messenger RNA. RefSeq lists its product as hypothetical. Lineage: Eukaryota; Metazoa; Mollusca; Gastropoda; Lottiidae. The record is from RefSeq and is a predicted model, not a curated record. The coding region runs from base 1 to 234 and encodes 77 amino acids. The transcript has a single exon.